AUGGCUCCACGUGGUGCUCGCAGCGGUGGCGGUCAGCCAUCGCGCGAGUCAAAGGCGACUUCCAUGAAGUCCAAGGCCAGCUCUCGAGGUGGUAUCUCAAAGAAAAGAGCUGGCACUACCAAGAUUGACGGAGAUGGAGAUCUCGACAUGGACAGCGCUGCCCGGCGGUCAGCCAGGUCUGCCGGUGCGCAGCCAAGUGCCGGGCCAUCAAAGCCCAAUACGAGAUCCUCCAACGCGAAACCUGCUCGUGGCGCUUCCAAGGUGGCACAGAAUGUAUUGAAACACCUUGCCAACGGCGCUAGUGGGGAUACCGCAUCCCGCAUCACCAGAGGAAGAGCGAAGACUGGAGCUGGCCUGUCUUACCUCAGAGUCUAUGGCCUCAGACAGAGCAAGGCCUCGAGCAACCCCGAUGGCGGUCUCAAAGACCUUCUAAGCUUUAUGGAAAGGAAAGCUUCCGCAUUUACCACCGGACGGCAACGACGAAACAUUAUGAUUAAGAAGUCACACCUUGCUGGAGACUACGUGUUCAUAGGUGCCAGCAAAGAAGACGCAGAAGAACUAAUCAAGCUGAACACGUUCACCUUUGCCGGAACACCAUUGGACGUUGUCGAAUCGACAGAAGGGCUCGGCCAACCGAACAAGGCCACAGAAUCAAAGGAAACGCAAGAGCUUCGCGCAAAAUUGCAGGCUAUUCUUGGCUCAAGAUACUUCCAGGCUAACAAGCUGCUGAAGCUUGACGCCCUAUCGACAGAUCCAGAGCUCGUCCAGCUCGGCAUGUUUGAGAAUCGCGAGCGAGCCCUCAAAACAUUCAAGGGUCUGAUGGUCAUUUGCGAUGACCUUUUCAAAACGGCCCAGCAAAAACGCGACGCCAUUGAAAGCAUCAGCGUGGCUAGCAACGGCAUUGACGAUGUCGCCCAGGUGGAAAAUGUCUCGAACACUUUCCCUCAUCUCAAGAAUCUUGACAUGAGCGGCAACCAGAUUGCAAGCAUCAAGGCCAUGGAGCGCUGGAAGGGCAAAUUCAGGGAGCUUAAGACGCUCUACAUGGCUGGAAACCCCAUCGAAACUGCGGACCCAACCUAUCACAACACUCUGCUCGAGUGGUUCCCGAAACUGCAGGACAUCAAUGGUGUCGAGCUGCGAACGGCAGCCCAGAUUGCAGAGCGCGAGGAGGCGCUGAAGCCGAAGGCUAUUCCACAAAGCGGCCCGGACUUCAGAGAUGUCAACGGGAUCGGCGAGAAGUUCCUGUUGGAAUUCUUCGAUGCCUAUGACAAGGAUCGUCAAGGUCUCAUCACCAGACUGUACGACGAGGACAGCCAAUUCUCCGUGGCAGUCGACACCAACUCCGUUAGAGACGGGAAUGCGCCGACGCCUCUGCCCUGGGCAGCAUACCUGAAGUUCUCACGGAACCUCGUCAAAAUUACGCACCAAAACGCCAGGGCCACACGGCUAUUCAAGGGCGCCAGUAGCAUCUAUGACUUGUGGAAAAUGCUACCAUUGACCCAGCAUCCCAACAUCAAGGCAGACCUGAGCAAGUACAUUAUGGACUGCCAUCCUCUUCCUGGCCUGGUUGACCCAUCUGGACAAAACCCCCUGGGAGUGGACGGUCUCAUUCUUGUCAUCCAUGGCGAAUUUGAUGAAUAUGAUCAGAAGAGUGCCACGACGGGCAAGAGAAGCUUCUCGCGCACCUUUGUGCUCGGACCCGGACAGCCAGCCAGGGGUGGGAUUCGUGUGGUCAGCGACAUCCUGUCGCUACGUGCCUGGAAUUCUUUGCCGGACGUGUUUCGCGCCAAUGCCGCCGCACCGGCUGCCCCGGUCGCACCAGCGCAGAACCAGCAGCAGGCUAUGAUUGCUGAGCUUUGCAAGCAGACUGGCAUGACACCUCAGUACUCUGAGAUGUGCUUGGCGCAGGUGAAUUUCGAAUUUGACAAAGCGCUUGUCAUUUUUAACGAAAAGAAGGCGCAACUGCCUCCCGAGGCUUUUGCUGCUCCUGUGCAGUAA
Molecule: messenger RNA, 1998 nt
Organism: Akanthomyces muscarius
Lineage: Eukaryota; Fungi; Ascomycota; Sordariomycetes; Hypocreales; Cordycipitaceae
Exons: 3
Coding region: 1-1998 (665 amino acids)
Biological process (GO): poly(A)+ mRNA export from nucleus
Cellular component (GO): nucleus
Molecular function (GO): protein binding; RNA binding
Source: RefSeq, a predicted model, not a curated record